This is a messenger RNA of Echinostoma caproni, 507 nucleotides long. The record is from the annotation of a GenBank genome assembly. NCBI's taxonomy places the organism in Eukaryota, Metazoa, Platyhelminthes, Trematoda, Plagiorchiida, Echinostomatidae.
AUGUCCAACGGUUCGUGCCUCCUACCACAAGAUUUGUUUCUCCAAAAGGCCUAUUUCUAUCCCUUUCCUUUGGAUCUACUUGUGAGUGCUAUCGCUGCUGCAAUGUUGAACGUGUAUAUUCCCCUGUAUCUGGGGGAUCUGGUUAACAAAUUAUCCGACUGUUUCAGUCAAAAGGAGAGAAUCGCCGCUCUGUACGGUCCAGCAGCCAAACUUUGCAUCUCCUAUACAUUACAAGAUGUGGCUUACUUCGAUAUUCACAGUUGCAGUAAAAUGUUGGAUCAGAUCGCUGCGGAUGUCCAAACAUUCAAAAGUUCCUUCAAACAAUGUGUAUCUCACGGACUGCGAAGUGGUGCUCAGUCCGCAGUGCUUCGUCAAGCAAUCACAACCGAUCAGAUUCGGAAUGACAAAUCAAACAACGGAGUUAUGUCAGAUGCCACUAAAUGGGCAUUUCUUAAACAACACGACAAGUUACUCCUUUUUCAACAGUUUAAAAUACUGGAAGCCUGA